GGUAUUUUCCCCUUUAAUAUAUGAAUGCUCUAGGUACCUAAUAUUAUUUGUAAAUCCCCAUUUUGUUUCCCUUUGUAUCUUAGGGUUAGUAUUGAGUGCUGGUUUGGUGUCUAGAAAAGGGGUCAAGGCCGAGGAGGAUGCAGAAGUUGUUGCAUUAUUACGGAAAGCUGGAGCCAUUCCAAUUGCUGUUAGCAAUGUGAGUGAGUUGUGCAUGUGGUGGGAAUCAAACAAUAAUCUGUACGGACGUACCAGGAACCCUUAUGAUACAUCACGGACAGUAGGAGGAAGCAGUGGAGGAGAGGGGUGUCUGCUAGGUGCUGCUGGAUCAGUUAUUAGUAUUGGAUCUGACAUUGGGGGAAGUAUCCGUAUUCCAGCUUUUUUUAACUGUGUUUUCGGCCUUAAACCAACCUCGGGCAUCUUAUCCAAUGCUGGAAAGUAUCCUCCAGCCCAUGAGUCAAUAUGUCCGUAUUUGUCAAUGGGACCACUGUGUCGCUAUGCUUCAGACUUAAAGCCACUGUUAAAGGUUCUAGCUGGAAACAAUGUAUCUAAGCUACAUCUUGAUAAAAAGGUAAACCUCUCGCAAUUGAAAGUUUAUUACAUGGAUAAUGAUGGGGGAAAUCCACAUACAACUAAAGUACAUCCAGAAGUACUUGGAGCUCAGAAAAAGGUACUUCUUCAUUUUGAAAACAACUUUGGCAUCAAGCCUUUAAAGGUUUCCUUGAUCAAUAUGAAGAGUGCAUUUAAGAUGUGGAAUAGUAAAAUGAUGAUGACAAAACAUCCAAGUUUUGCAUCAGAGAUGGUGGAAGGAAAUGGAGAACUCAAUACCUAUAUGGAACUUUUGAAAUGGUGCUUCAAGCUGUCGGAUCAUACGUUUCCUGCCAUUGGAUUGUCACUCUUUGAGAAGCUGCGAAGUUGUCAGAGUCCGGAAGAGACGCAGUAUUUUGUGGAGAUGUGCGAUCGGCUUCAGCUAGAAUUUCAAGAGUUGUUAGGAGAUGAUGGUGUUUUCCUCUAUCCUCCACACCCAGAACCGGCACCUUGCCACAACGAACCAGUAUUUAAGUUCUCUAACUGUGUUUAUACGGCAGUGUUUAAUAUUCUCCAACUACCAGCUCUUCAGUGUCCCGUGGGGCUCAGCCAGGCAGGCGUCCCUCUGGGAGUUCAAGUAGUAGCUGCAAAAUACAAUGAUCACUUAACUUUGGCAUUUGCUACAGAAAUUGAAAAGGCUUUUGGUGGAUGGAUCAAUCCAAGCAAUGUGGUGGUAAACUGAUAAUGGUUUUUAAUUUAAACCCGAUGACGGCACCAUACACGCAGAUCUACGAAUGGCUAAAUGCUUGCACUUUUACAACAGAUAGGUAAAACAUAGUAGUAUUACGGCACAGAAUAUUAGGUUGGCUGAUUACGUUUAGAUAAAUACCAUUAAUUAGCAGUAUUGAGUUCCAGGAUGAUUAUUUUUUUGUUUUUUUUAAUUAGUAUUCAGUAACAAAUAACCUUUAAACAUUCACUACUGCGACUAGUAUGAUGGCAUGCAACGGUGAACUUUACCAAACUUCAAACUUGGUGCCAUUGUUUACAGGGCUGAAUGAUUUCUCUGCUAUAAAGAAUGUUUUUACUGUAGGUGGUUUGAUUAGUUAUUGUAUGUGAAAAUCUGUGAAUGAAGUCUUCAUUAGCGAAUUAAUGAAAUGUCUUAAGAAAAGUUUUCCAUCAAAUGAGAGAGUUGGCUAUCAAGUAAUUUAAAUAUUCGAGGAAAGCAGCUAUUACUAAGACAAGUUUAUUAUAAGCGAUUGGCCCAUGCAUUGCAGGAGUUAUAUAAUAUGCAUUGAUGGAAUGAUAGCAUCAGUUUGACGGUCAGAGUAAAUCCUACGUUUGAGCGUGUGGUACGUUAUUCCUAAAACUAAAAAUCCAAUUAGAUUAGAAAAAAGUUCCCGCAAAGGUAAUGGGACUUUUCAAAAGUAAGUGGUAUAUCACUGAAACCAUUGUAUAGCUCAAGUUGUCAGUGUUUCCUUUGUACAAUUAUCCCCUCUAUUGUUUACUAUGGCUUCAUGAUUAGUGUGAUGGACUAAAUCCGUGGCUUGUAUCCUUUUUUUUUUCUGUACAAUUGCACUUUGGUAUAUUAUAAGAGUGACAGUCAAAUCCCACUUUUUUGAUUAGAGUUGCCCAAGAGUUAGUGGUAGAUGCUUUUGACUAGCUGCCUUCUUUCAUUUCAAACUUAGGGAUGACUAGUGUAGAUAGUCGGUCAUUGUGUAGAUUUGCACAGUCAUUUAUUUUGAUAGGGGAGUUUGAAAAAUGAAAU
Molecule: messenger RNA, 2290 nt
Organism: Limulus polyphemus (Atlantic horseshoe crab)
Lineage: Eukaryota; Metazoa; Arthropoda; Merostomata; Xiphosura; Limulidae
Product: fatty-acid amide hydrolase 2-like
Exons: 5
Source: RefSeq, a predicted model, not a curated record